AUGUUGCCGAAAGUUCUUCUGUUCCUCCUGAACAUAUUCCUGUUCCUCCAGUCGAGGGUUGAAGGACCUCAGACUGCCCUGGAGAAUGAAGACUCUACCCGUGAUGUUGUCUAUGGCCCCCAGCCCCAGCCUCCUAGCAGGAAGCUCCUCUCUGAAGAAACAAAGCCUACUGCCUCUGUGAUUGGGCGCCCAUCUGGCAAACUUCCAGAAGCCUCUCGCAUUCUGAACACCAUCCUGAGUAACUAUGACCACAAACUGCGCCCUGGCAUUGGUGAGAAGCCCACUGUGGUCACUGUUGAGGUCUCUGUCAAUAGCCUUGGCCCUCUUUCCAUCUUGGACAUGGAAUACACCAUUGACAUCAUCUUCCUCCAGACGUGGUAUGAUGAACGCCUUCGUUAUAAUGACACCUUUGAGACUCUUGUUCUGAAUGGCAAUGUGGUGAGCCAGCUGUGGAUCCCGGACACCUUUUUUAGGAAUUCUAAGAGGACCCAAGAGCAUGAGAUCACCAUGCCCAACCAGAUGGUCCGCAUCCACAAGGAUGGCAAGGUGUUGUACACAAUUAGGAUGACCAUUGAGGCGGGAUGUUCACUCCAAAUGUUCAAAUUCCCAAUGGAUUCUCACUCUUGCCCUCUGUCUUUCUCUAGCUUUUCCUAUCCUAAAAGUGAUAUGAUCUACAAGUGGGACAAUUUCAAGCUUGAAAUCAAUGAAAAGAACUCCUGGAAGCUCUUCCAGUUUGAUUUUACAGGAGUGAGCAACAAAACUGAAACUAUCUCAACCCCAGCUGGCGAAUUCAUGGUCAUGAUGUUCUUCUUUAAUGUGAGCAGGCGUUUUUCUUUUGUUGCCUUUCAUAACUACGUCCCUUCUUCUGUGACCACGAUGCUUUCCUGGGUUUCCUUUUGGAUCAAGAAGGAGUCUGCCCCAGCCAGGACCUCUUUAGGCAUCACCUCUGUGCUUACCAUGACCACCCUAGGCACCUUUUCUCGUAAGAAUUUCCCACGUGUCUCCUAUAUCACAGCCUUGGAUUUCUAUAUUGCAAUCUGCUUUAUCUUCUGCUUCUGUGCUCUGGUGGAGUUUGCUGCGCUCAAUUUCCUGACCUACAACCAGAAGAAAGCCCAUGCUUCUCCGAAACUCCGCCAUCCUCCUCUCUGUAGCCGUGCCCAUGCCCACACCUGUGCUCGUGCCCGCGCCCAUGCCCGUCAGCAGCAGGAAGCAUCUGUGUGUGAGAUUGUCACCUCUGAAGGAAAUGAUGGAGAAGAACACCUGUCUAGCUCAGCCCAGCGGCCCCCCAGCCCAGGUAUCCCCCAGGGUCCCUGCAACAUGUGCAUCAGGUGCUGUGAUGAGUGCAACAAGGGUUUCAAGAAGUAUUUCUGCAUGAUCCCCGAUUGUGAGGGCAGUACCUGGCAGCAGGGCUGCCUCUGCAUCCAUAUCUACCGCCUGGAUGACUAUUCUCGAGUUCUUUUCCCAGUCUCCUUCUUCUUCUUCAACAUGCUCUACUGGCUUGUUUGCCUUAACCUGUAGGUGCCAGCUGGUACCCUGUGGGGCAGCCUCCCCAUUUCUCCAGGAGGUCCCAAGCCCCUUGCCAAGGGAGAUAAAAGACAGUAGCAGCAGCAGUAGGAGCACCUCUCUCUUUUCUUCCCUGUUCCCCAAAUAUAAGCCUGUGGACAGUUUGUCUUUGCUGGCCUCUUCACACUGGCCCCUUCACUCAGUCUCCUCAGCAGCCCCUUUCAGGUAAUCUAGCCCACAUCUCUGUUUUUCAAAGAGCAUUCAUGAUGCUCAGUCUUAAAAAUCAUAGGUUCUCAGUAAUCAGCUCCCUAAAACCAUGCCCAUGUAUGAGCAGAUUAGCUCUCUCCCAACUGUGCUGACAACCAUUGCCUUUUUCCAGAAACCCAUUAUUGCCUUUGUGGCACCUUUGGCCUCUGCCUCAAAGUGCACAGACAAGCUGCUCACCUAUUCCUGACAAUUCUUAAAGAUGCUGAGCAGCAGUACAUCAGGAGGAGGGGAUGCCCAAUCUUAAAACAGAUUA
This is a messenger RNA of Urocitellus parryii (Arctic ground squirrel), 2023 nucleotides long. It is a transcript of the gene Gabre, whose product is annotated as gamma-aminobutyric acid type A receptor subunit epsilon. The record is from RefSeq and is a predicted model, not a curated record. Gene Ontology annotation, biological process: monoatomic ion transmembrane transport. NCBI's taxonomy places the organism in Eukaryota, Metazoa, Chordata, Mammalia, Rodentia, Sciuridae. Gene Ontology annotation, cellular component: membrane. Gene Ontology annotation, molecular function: extracellular ligand-gated monoatomic ion channel activity; GABA-A receptor activity.